Daphnia magna is the source of this 3120-nucleotide messenger RNA. RefSeq lists its product as uncharacterized. Bases 1 to 3120 code for a protein of 1039 amino acids. The transcript has a single exon. Gene Ontology annotation, molecular function: zinc ion binding; nucleic acid binding. NCBI's taxonomy places the organism in Eukaryota, Metazoa, Arthropoda, Branchiopoda, Diplostraca, Daphniidae. The record is from RefSeq and is a predicted model, not a curated record.
AUGGCGUCUUCCCUAAAAGCCCCAGAGCCGUUCUCUUUCUCGUCCCCAAAUCUCGCCGCCGAGUGGAAAAUGUGGCGGCGUCAGUUCGAGUACUACCUGUUGGCCACUCGAAAAGCUGAAACAGAUGAAGAAGUCCUGGUUGGCGUGUUAAUAACUCUCCUAGGGGUAGAGGGCUUUAAGAUCUUUGACACAUUCGUGUUCGCAACGGCUGGCGACGAUAAAAAGAUCAAGCCCGUGCUAGACAAGUUUGACAGCCAUUUCGAACCGCUUAAAAGUGAAGUCUUCGAACGGUUUAAGUUCUUGCGUCGCCAUCAGCAGCCAGGGGAAUCCUUUGACUCUUGGAUAGUGUGCCUCAGAGGCAUGUUGAAAGGAUGUAACUAUGGAACGUCGGUUGAGUCUGUCCUCCGCGACCAAGUAGUACUGGGUAUAGCAGAUACCCAAACACGGGAAAAGCUUCUGUUUGAAAAAUCGUUGGAUCUAGCGAAAGCAUGCGACAUUGUUCGGGCAUGCGAGGCAUCUCGUGCACAGCUAACGCAAAUGACAUCGGAUUUGACUAUUUGCCGGCCGGACGACUCGGUGAAUCGCCUGGCUGAAAAAGGUGUCAAAAAGAGUUCUAGCGCUGGUGAGGGGGCACGGCCGAAGACCUUUAGUGGAGAUGCAGCCCAGCAACUGGUCGACUGUAAGGGUUGUGGCCGGCAGCAUGCAAGAGGCCGAUGUCCAGAUCAAAAUGUCACGUGUUUCUCGUGUGGAGUUAACGGCCACUUCUCGCGGCGUUGCCCAAGUCGCCGACAGCAGGCCGGGUCUCGAGUACCAAUUGGUGCAUCUGCAUCCAGCAUGGGAGGCACGCCUGCUCAAAAAGGUACUAAAAUGCAGCUUCACUCCAUGGAAGGGGUGCCCAGCGAGGGAACAGAAGAGCACUCAGUGGAGGAGUAUGUGUUCCAUGAACUGCGCCAUGAGCGACGUGCGGCGGCAACAGUGAGCGAGUGGAGUGAAACCUUGUCAGUGGAUGGCGUCAGCAUAACCGUCAAACUCGAUUUCGGAGCCUCGUGCAACGUCCUUCCACAGGAAGUGUUUCAUCGCUUGCCGACCAGACGUCAACGCCUCCGCCCUGGACCUCGUCUUCGUCGCUAUGGGGCCAAAAAUGGUUACUUAUCGGUUCUUGGAGUCCACACAGCAAAGGUGGUGGUAAAGGGCACUGUGCAUAUAGUGGACUUUGUAGUGGUGAAUGAACCGGGUCAGCCGUCAAUAUUGGGCCUCCCGUCCUGCCAAAGCCUUGACUUGAUUCGGCGUGUAAACUCGAUUCAGUCUGUAUCUCGGCCUCCCGUUCCCGCAGUCGUCACGGAGUUUUUAGAUGUCUUCACGGGGCUGGGAAAACUUCCGAUUGAGCACGUCAUCAAGUUGAGUACGGGGAGUAAUGCGGUGGAUCCGGUCGUCUCUCCCGCAGGGAGGAUUCCGUUCCGGUUGGAAGAACCGGUGUACCGGAAGCUUGACCAAAUGGUGGCGGACGGUAUCAUUGCUCCGGUGUCCGAGCCCACUGACUGGGUGAGCCGUAUGAUGGUUGUCAGCAAACCGGAUGGCGACGUUCGCAUCUGCAUCGACCCGUCUAGCUUAAACAAGGCUGUACUACGUCAACACUAUUCAAUUCCCACUGUCGAACAAUUAUUCGCCAAAAUUGGUAAAGCAAAGUUCUUCUGCAGCCUGGAUGCAGCGCAGGGUUUUUAUCAGAUUCUUCUGUCGGAGGAAUCGUCCUAUUUGUGCACCAUGGCAACCCCUCGGGGACGCUAUCGUUUUCUGCGCAUGCCCUUUGGCUUGAAGUCCGCGCCGGAAGUCUAUCUGCACACGAUGUCGGAGCUGUUUGGCGACCUCACAGGUGUUAUCACAUACUUUGAUGACUUCUUAGUCACGGGUGAAUCGAUGGAAGAGCUUCAGACCAACUUGCGCCAGGUCCUUACACGUUGCCGCCAGCACAACCUGAAGCUUCAAUUAAAGAAGUGCAAAUUCUUCCUAAAGGAGGUGCCUUGGCUGGGGCACGUAAUAGGGGAUGGUGUGGUAAAAGUGGACCCGUCGAAAGUGGAAGCAAUCGUUAAUAUGCCUGAACCCACAGAUAAGGCAGCCUUAGUCCGACUACUGGGAAUGGCCACCUAUUUGGAUAAGUUUUGUCCGAACCUCGCGGGUUUGACGCGUUCCCUACGUGAUUUGUUGAAGGAGUCGUCCGCCUGGGUCUGGGAGGAACCACAGAGAGCCGCAUGGGUCAAGCUUAAGGAAGCCAUGUCAUCGCUUCCGGCCUUGCGGCGCUUCGAUUUAGACCUACCGGCGGUGCUAUCGGUGGACGCUUCACCAACGGGGCUCGGAGCCGUGUUGCUGCAAAACGGUCAGCCCGUAGCAUACUCAUCGACCUCCCUCACCCCAACACAACAGCGAUAUUGCCAAUUGGAGAAGGAGCUGCUUGCCGUGCAAUUUGGACUCAUGCGGUUUAAGCAGUACGUCUUUGGCCAGCAAGUCACGGUGGAGUCCGACCACAAACCACUCGUUGGCCUACUGGACAAGCAAGUAGCCGACUGCUCCCCUCGCAUCCAAAGGAUGCGCCUUCAGCUUCAAAGUUUUGACUUUUGUCCGGUGUAUAAGCCAGGAAAAGAACUCUUCAUCGCCGACACCCUCAGCAGAGCUCAUUUGCCUGUGUUGUUUACAGAUGACGCCACGGAGGGUUGCCAGGAACAAGUUCAUGCCGUUUUAGACCAUGUCAUCCCUCUCCAGGAUACGCGAUCUCGUUACAGUCGAGCCACUGAAGAGGAUCCGGCUUUGAAAAUAGUCAAGGAAAUGCUGUUGACGGACUGGCCCGACAAAAAGAGUCACUGUCCACUCCCGGCCCGGCCGUAUUGGAAUGUGCACCACUCCCUCAGUGAAGUCGGCGGCAUCAUCCUUUAUGGAGAAAGACUCGUCGUUCCAGUAUCGCUGAGAAGAGAGGUAAUGGACGGCAUCCAUUUUGGUCACUUCGGUGAAGUGAAAUGCGUCAGGAGAGCAAAAUCGUCCGUCUAUUGGUCCGGUUGUGACGACCAGAUCCGUAACAUGGUGGCCAGCUGCCCAUCGUGUCAAGAAAAUCGGCAUAACAAUCCAGCAUAG